AUGACCCCUUCCGGCAUCCUCUUCAUGGACCAAAACGUUCUCCUCACCCCGAAGGAGAAAAACAAACUUAGAAAGCCGGUGGUGGAGAAGAUGCGCCGAGACCGCAUCAACAACAGCAUCGAGCAGCUCAAGGUCCUGCUGGAGAAAGAAUUCCAGAGGCACCAGCCGAACUCCAAGCUGGAGAAAGCGGAUAUCCUGGAGAUGACAGUGGAGUAUCUGAAACAGCAAAGCCAGCUGCAGGCAACAGUGGUAGGGCUGGCCCAUCAAGACACUCAGGUGGACUUCAAAGAAGGAUACUCCAGGUGCUUGCGGGAAGCCUUCCAGUUCAUGUCUCUUCACAAAGUCCACGGUGAGACCGAGGCCAAGCUGCUGAGCCACUUCCAAAGGAAACAGCUUCUCACUGCUGAAGCAACCGGCUCUCCUUCGGCGAGGAAGCACGCCUCUUCCAAGAACGUCCAUACCCUGUGGAGGCCCUGGUAG
Varanus komodoensis (Komodo dragon) is the source of this 480-nucleotide messenger RNA. RefSeq names its product transcription factor HES-5-like. Gene Ontology annotation, cellular component: nucleus. The record is from RefSeq and is a predicted model, not a curated record. The transcript is spliced from 3 exons. NCBI's taxonomy places the organism in Eukaryota, Metazoa, Chordata, Lepidosauria, Squamata, Varanidae. The coding region runs from base 1 to 480 and encodes 159 amino acids. Gene Ontology annotation, molecular function: DNA-binding transcription factor activity, RNA polymerase II-specific; RNA polymerase II cis-regulatory region sequence-specific DNA binding; protein dimerization activity. Gene Ontology annotation, biological process: anterior/posterior pattern specification; regulation of neurogenesis; regulation of transcription by RNA polymerase II.